Messenger RNA from Anopheles maculipalpis, 1540 nucleotides. RefSeq names its product tubulin-specific chaperone cofactor E-like protein (gene mlt). Gene Ontology annotation, biological process: protein folding. The transcript is spliced from 7 exons. Bases 20 to 1537 code for a protein of 505 amino acids. The record is from RefSeq and is a predicted model, not a curated record. Gene Ontology annotation, molecular function: alpha-tubulin binding. NCBI's taxonomy places the organism in Eukaryota, Metazoa, Arthropoda, Insecta, Diptera, Culicidae.
AAUUACCUCCUGCCAAAAUAUGCCAACCUUGCUGGAAGCGCUCGAGGAGAAGUACGGCAUGGAGCCGGACGAGAAGGAGGAACACGUGGAGGAGGAAGUUCUGGUGUCCAUCUUUGUUCCCAAGCUACCCCCGAGACAAAGCACUCCACAACUACUUAUACUGAACGAUUGCAAUAUCGAUCGUGCCGGGGAGCCAGAAGAUUUGAAGAAAAAAUGUCGCAUCGUCAAAGAGCUCGAUUUGGCACAGAACAAGCUAAACAACUGGAAUGAGGUGUUCGUCAUCCUCUCACACAUGCCACGGGUAGAGUUUGUGAACCUCAGCCUUAACCAUCUGACCGGUCCGAUCCAGAAGCCACCCGUCACAAAGAUGGACCAUCUUCGAAAUCUGGUGCUAAACAACACCAAGCUCGAAUGGUGCAGUGUUGAGAAAUUGCUCCGCCUAUUGCCUGCUCUUGAAGAGUUACAUCUGAGCCUAAACGAGUACACGCAUGUACUGAUCGAUACAGUCAAUUCGUCUGCUAAAAGCGGCGAUGCAGGUGGUGAUGGUCCGGCAGCACCAGCAACCGAUGCUACCGGCAAUAAUAAUACCAAGGAUGAUACCACCACUGCCACUAGUCACACAUCGGAGGACACCAGCAUGUCCAGCUGCUCCUGUUCGUCGUCAUCCACGUCUGCCGAUCAACAAAAAUCGGCGGACACAACGCCCGUGGAACCUCCGCCAUUACAAACCGAUCCACACGGUGGCGUACGGAAGCUACACCUGACCGGGAACUACAUUUCCGAGUGGGGUGAAAUAUGCCGCAUUGGCCGUGUCUUUCCACAGCUGGAAGCGUUGGUGCUAGCAGACUGCCCAUUAAGAUCACUUAAACCAACAGAUCCGCAAGGCAACGAAAACGAGGAAAAAAGUCAUAAAUAUUUUCAAAAUCUAAAACUGCUAAACCUGAGCAACGCUAAAAUCGACUCAUGGGAAGAUAUCGAUCGGUUGGCAGAUUUCCCCGCCCUGUGCAAUGUCCGGCUGCAGUACUGGCCACUGUGGGCCCGAACCGACUCGACGACGGAGCACGAACGUCGGCAGCUCUUGAUUGCGCGGCUUCCAAACAUCAGUAUUCUAAACGGUGGCGAUACGAUCGGUGCCGUUGAGCGGGAGGACGCCGAACGAUCCUUCAUACGUCACUAUCUCGACAAGCCGGACGAGGAGAGACCACGCCGAUACUACGAGCUGAUUGGUGUGCAUGGACAGUUGGAUCCGCUUGUUAAUAUCGAUUUGCGGCCGGAAAGAAAGGUGAAGGUUCGCUUCACGUUCGAGGAUCAAGCGAUCGAGCGUACGGUGGAUGUGAAUAGAACGGUAAGUGAUUUAAAGUCACGGUUGGAAAGGAUAUUCGAUGUACCGGCCGCCCGGAUGCGGCUGUACUACGUCGAUCAGGACUUCCGCGAUCUACAGGGAUUGGAGGAGAUGAAGUACCCGCACAAGGUACUGUACAGCUACAACAUACGCUCCGGCGAUGAGAUCAUCAUUGAGCGGAAGGUGAAAAGUUGAUAG